UAAUCGAGGUCCGCUGGAGGCUCGGAGCGCGCGGGCUCAGCUCUCCUCGCGGCUCCUCCCCGGCGGCGGCGGCGGCGGCGGCGGCUCGGAGCGGGCUCCGGGGCUGGGACGCAACGGCCGGAGGACGCCGGGCUGCGAGGAUUACCGGGGGAAGUGGCUGUGUCUCGGCUGGAGCCGCGGAGAGGGGCGCCCGGGGCGGAGGGCCGGAGCGAGAGGAGACAGGCUCGGGCGGCUGCGGCGGGCGCCCGCGAGGAGCGCGGGCACCGGACGAGCAGGCCGCGUCGCGCUCACCAUGGUCAGCUGCUGGGACACCGGGGUCCUGCUCUGCGCGCUGCUCGGCGGUCUGCUUCUCACAGGAUGUAGUUCAGGUUCAAAAUUAAAAGGUCCUGAGCUGAGUUUAAAAGGCACCCAGCACGUGAUGCAAGCAGGCCAGACGCUGUAUCUCAAAUGCAGAGGGGAAGGGGCCCAUUCAUGGUCUUUGCCUGCAACAGUGAGUAAGGAAGGCCAAAGCCGUAGGCUGAGCAUAACUAAAUCUGCCUGUGGGAGGAGUGGCAAGCAGUUCUGCAGUACUUUGACUUUGAAUGCGGCUCAGGCAAACCACACCGGCUUCUACAGCUGCAAAUAUCUCUCUACACCUGCUUCCAAGAAAAAGAAAGCAGAAUCUACAAUCUACAUAUUUAUUAAUGAUACAGGUAGACCUUUCUUAGAGAUGCACAGUGAAAUCCCGGAAAUUGUAAAUAUGACCGAAGGAAAGGAGGUCGUCAUCCCCUGCCGGGUUACAUCACCCAACAUCAAUGUUACUUUAAAAAAGUUUCCAUUUGAUACCCUGAUCCCUGAUGGAAAAAGAAUAACGUGGGACAGUCGGAAGGGCUUUAUAAUAUCAAAUGCAACAUACAGAGAAAUAGGGCUUCUGACCUGUGAAACAACACUCAACGGACAUGAGUACAAGACAAACUAUCUCACGCUUCGACAAACCAACACAAUCACAGACGUCCAAAUAAGCACGCCAAGUCCAGUCAGGUUACUUAGAGGUCAUGCUCUCACCCUCAACUGCACGGCCACCACUCCCUUGAACACAAGAGUUCAGAUGACCUGGAGUUACCCUGGGGAAGUAAAUAAGAGAGCCUCUAUAAGGCAACGAAUUGACCGUCGCAAUUCCCGUAACAAUGUAUUCUACAGCAUUCUUUUUAUUGACAAAGUGCAGAACAAAGACAAAGGACUUUACAUUUGUCAUGUGAAAAGCGGCCCGUCAUUGAAAUCUGUUAACACCUCAGUGCAUAUAUAUGAUAAAGCGUUCAUCACAGUGAAACCUCGACAGCAGCAGGUGUUUGAGACUGUAGCUGGCACGCGGUCUUAUCGGCUCUCUGUGAAAGUGAAGGCGUUUCCCUCGCCAGAAGUUGUAUGGUUAAAAGAUGGGUUACCAGCCACUGAGAAAUCUGCCCGCUAUUUGGUUCGUGGCUAUUCGUUAAUCAUCAAAGAUGUUACUGCCGAAGAUGCAGGGGAUUACACAAUCUUGCUGGGCCUAAAGCAGUCAAAUGUGUUCAGAAACCUCACUGCCACUCUAAUUGUCAAUGUGAAACCCCAGAUUUAUGAAAAGGCUGUAUCAUCAUUUCCAGACCCAACUCUCUACCCACUGGGCAGCAGACAAAUCCUGACUUGCACCAUUUACGGUAUCCCUCAACCUACCAUCACGUGGUUCUGGCAUCCCUGUAACCAUAAUCAUUCCAAAGCAAGGUAUGACUUUUGCUCCAAUAAUGAAGAGUCCUUUAUCCUGGAUCCUGACAGCACCAUAGGAAACAGAAUUGAGAGCAUCACUCAGCGCACGGCAGUCUUAGAAGGAAAGAAUAAGACGGCUAGCACCUUGGCCGUGGCUGACUCUAGAAUUUCUGGAAUCUACAGUUGCAUGGCUGCCAAUAAAGUAGGGACUGUGGAAAGAAACAUAAACUUUUACAUCACAGAUGUGCCCAAUGGAUUUCAUGUUAACUUGGAAAAAAUGCCUACGGAAGGAGAGGACCUGAAACUGUCUUGCACGGUGAACAAGUUCUUAUACAGAGACAUUACCUGGCUUUUGCUGCGGGCAGUGAACAACCGGACCAUGCAGCACAGCAUCAGGAAGCAAAAAAUGGCCAUCACGAAAGAGCACUCCGUGACGCUUAACCUCGUCAUCAAGAAUGUUUCCCUGGAAGAUUCGGGCACCUAUGCCUGCCGAGCCAGGAACAUGUACACAGGGGAAGAAACCCUCCAGAAGAAAGAAGUGACCAUUAGAGAUCAGGAAGCACCCUACCUCCUACGAAACCUCAGUGAUCACACAGUGGCCAUCAGCAGUUCUACGACUUUAGAUUGUCGUGCUAACGGUGUCCCAGAGCCUCAGAUAACCUGGUUUAAAAACAACCACAAAAUACAACAAGAACCUGGAAUUAUUUUAGGACCAGGAAGCAGCACGCUGUUUAUUGAAAGAGUCACGGAAGAGGAUGAAGGUGUCUAUCACUGCAAAGCCACCAACCAGAAGGGGUCCGCGGAGAGUUCGGCAUACCUCACCGUGCAAGGAACCUCAGACAAGUCUAAUCUGGAGCUGAUCACUCUGACGUGUACCUGUGUGGCUGCAACCCUCUUCUGGCUCCUGUUAACUCUCUUUAUCCGAAAACUGAAAAGGUCUUCUUCCGAGAUUAAAACUGACUACCUAUCGAUUAUCGUGGACCCAGAUGAAGUUCCCCUGGAUGAGCAGUGCGAACGGCUCCCUUACGAUGCCAGCAAGUGGGAGUUUGCCCGGGAGAGACUUAAACUGGGCAAAUCACUUGGAAGAGGGGCUUUUGGAAAAGUGGUCCAAGCAUCUGCCUUUGGCAUUAAGAAAUCACCUACAUGCCGGACGGUGGCUGUAAAAAUGCUGAAAGAGGGGGCCACAGCCAGUGAGUACAAGGCUCUGAUGACCGAGCUCAAGAUCUUGACCCACAUCGGCCACCACCUGAAUGUUGUCAACCUGCUGGGAGCCUGCACCAAGCAAGGAGGGCCUCUGAUGGUGAUCGUUGAAUAUUGCAAACACGGAAAUCUAUCCAACUAUCUCAAGAGCAAACGGGCCUUAUUCUUCCUCAACAAGGAUGCAGCCUUACACGUGGAGCCUAAGAAAGAGAAAAUGGAACCAGACCUGGAGCAGGGCGAGAAACAAAGACUAGAUAGUAUCACCAGCAGCGAGAGCUUCGCAAGCUCCGGGUUUCAGGAAGAUAAAAGUCUGAGUGAUGUUGAGGAAGAGGAGGAUUCUGACGAUUUCUACAAGCAGCCCAUCACUAUGGAAGAUCUGAUUUCUUACAGUUUUCAAGUGGCCAGAGGCAUGGAGUUUCUGUCUUCCAGAAAGUGCAUUCAUCGGGACCUGGCAGCACGAAAUAUACUGCUAUCUGAGAACAACGUGGUGAAGAUUUGCGAUUUUGGCCUUGCCCGGGAUAUUUAUAAGAACCCCGAUUACGUGAGAAAAGGAGAUACUCGACUUCCUCUGAAAUGGAUGGCUCCCGAAUCCAUCUUUGACAAAAUCUACAGCACCAAGAGCGACGUGUGGUCUUACGGAGUACUGCUGUGGGAAAUCUUCUCCUUAGGCGGGUCCCCGUACCCGGGCGUGCAGAUGGACGAGGACUUCUGCAGCCGCCUGAAGGACGGCAUGAGGAUGCGGGCCCCGGAGUACGCCACGGCCGAAAUCUACCAGAUCAUGUUGGACUGUUGGCACAAAGACCCAAAAGAAAGGCCAAGAUUUGCAGAACUUGUGGAAAAACUAGGCGACUUGCUUCAAGCCAAUGUACAACAGGAUGGCAAAGACUACAUCCCACUCAAUGCCAUACUGACAGGAAAUAGUGGGUUUACGUACUCAACUCCUGCCUUCUCAGAGGACUUCUUCAAGGAAGAUAUUUCUGCUCCAAAGUUUAAUUCAGGAAGUUCUGAUAAUGUCAGAUAUGUAAAUGCUUUCAAUUUCAUCAACCUGGAAAAAAUCAAAACCUUUGAAGAACUUUCACCAAAUGCCACCUCCACGCUUGAUGACUACCAGGUGGACAGUGGCACCCUGCUGGCCUCUCCCUUGCUGAAGCGCUUCACCUGGGCCGAGAGUAAACCCAAGGCCUCACUGAAGAUUGACUUGAGAGUAACCAGUACAAGUAAGGAGUCGGGCCUUUCUGACCUCAGCAGACCCGCGUUCUGCCAUGCCAGCUGUGGGCACCUCAGCAGAGGCCGGCGCAGAUUCACCUGUGACCACUCGGAGCUGGAGAGGAAGAUUUCGUGCUGCUCUCCCCCGCCCGACUACAACUCCGUGGUCCCGUACUCCACCACCCCCCGUCUAGAGCCCGACUCAGCACAGCCUUCUUUCUAGAACCACGUGUGUAUUUAUACCCCCAGAAAAGUAGCUUUUGCCAGUAUUAUGCAUAUAUAAAUCGACACCUUUUCCUUUCCACAGAAGCCAGCUGCUUUUGUGUGACUGUUAAUAGUGCUUCUGUCUCUUUUGACUAACACGAAUGUAACCCCAGAUAGAGGAAUAGUGACAAGCCAAGAGCACCACUGCCAACCCUCGCGGGACUCAGAGGGCAGGACAAAUCCUUCCUCAGCCCCAGGACUUGCCUCUCCUCCCCGGGACCCCAGGGCCGCCGGGCUCCGGGUGGUUCAGGACACGCACUGUCACCUGUCACCGCAGCUCAGACUCGGCGGCGGGCCAGCAAGGCCUGUGCUGCGCAGGCGUGGCUCUGGGGCCCUGCAGCAGCUGACACGCAUGUGAGGAGGAGGAGGGGAGAGAGGAAGAGAACAGGACAGGGGGCGGGCGGUGAGCGGAGGCCAAAAAAGGCCAAAUGUAAUUUUUGCAACGACCCAGCACAUGGCAUCACCUCAGCUAUGGGACGGGUUCUGUGCCUCUUCCCAGACGGGGCACGGCUUUUGUCUCCAGCGCUGAGUGGAGCUCAAAGCCAAGCCCGUCCCCCAGCAGGACACGCUGACCCCGCCUCCUGAGCUGGGCUGGGCAGGGGUGCCAGGGGUGGGGGUGUGGGGGGUCGCCUCUCCCCAUGCGCUGCUCCCAGGAAGCUCACCCCAGUGAGUCUGGUCUGCUAGGUCACCGGUUCGGCUUAAAGCCACGUUUUCAAAGAUACUGUCAGAUUCCAUCUGGAGUGUUAACAUCUAGUCAAGACACUUAACUCAGUUUUUGGAAUUAACCUGUUUCGUACAGUUAGUUAUAAAAGGAAGCUGAGGAGAAGGAAAACAGUCUUGCGGAGGUUUACUCUAGACCCAGACUAGGAUAGAUGGAGAAAAAAAGAAAAGGCAGAGUGAAAACUCCAUCUCCACGCCAACCAGACCAACUCCUGAAAACCGUGGCGACCCGAGGACGGAAGUCAACCAGGUGUCCUUCUUAUUCGGUGGAGACCCUACCCACGCUCGCCCCUUAGACAGAAGAGCAUUGACCAAUGUCUACUAAGCACUUUACGCUCUUUGAGGAAAAAGGUGGUAUGUAAUUUAUGCAAGAUACUUCUAGAAUUGGGACUCAGGAUAUUAGUUAAUGAGCUGACAAUAGGAGAAAAGCCUCUUUUCAUCUACUUUGGGCCUUGCCUCGGAUCUGAGGAUGAUGGAAAUAGGGAGACAGGGUACAAAAGGGUGCCUACUUCUCAGGGUCCAGAGGCCCUGGACCCCUCACUGGCUCUGCGUGAUGCUGCGUAUUUAGGAUGUGCACACCUUCUGGGGCCAGUUGGAGCCAGACAGGCCACAAGGAAUCGCUGCUCCCAGUAGAGAAGAGGAUGCUUCCCUUCUUAACUCUAGAACCUGAGACGGAAGUGAUGGACGGGCCUGUGCUUCCCGCCCCGUGUGCCACAGUCUUGCUUCAAGGCUUUUCGUAUGAAGAGAUGGGAGAGCUGGAAGGUCCCCAGCAAGACGUCGGCUGCUUCCGGGGGCGGGGACUCUGCUGGAGGAGCCUCUGGCCAGUCUCCAGCAAGAGCCAAGUGCAGAGAGAAUCGGGCCAGGGCCAGGAGAGGGGGGCCUUCUUCUUCCUCUUCUUCACAAGCCCAGGAGCACCUGUGACCCCCGGCAACAGUAGAAAUCAGGUAACCGGGAGGAGGUCAAACGGGGAAAUUACAAGAAGACCACAAUCGAUUCUCCUGUUUUCUCAAAUCAGUUAAGGAUCCAGCAGUUAGUGGAAACAAAGAAAAACCUUAGCUAUACAUAUAAUGUCUUGAUUUCAAUAAUCUAACUCUUAAUCAUUAAGAGGCCUUAGUAAUACCAUCUAUCCAAAAGACAAAGAACACGUUAGACUAUGUUAAUCCGGCUUCCUCAGAGACUCGGGUCUGUCCGUCAGUCCGGUUUUCUCUGGAGUCUUAACAUAGAACGAAAACUGGAAGCUGGGAGGAAUGAGUGUAUCCAGUGGCGAAGGGCUUGUCCCAGACGGGUUCGUUGAAACAGCACUGAAAAUUCAAUCACUAGUGGACUGAUGGUAUUAUUAGACCCAUUUGUCAUUUCCGACAGAAAUGGUUGGCAUGAACAAUGAGGGGACAAGCACUCCCUUUCAGGACUUGUGAGAUCACGGACACGGAGCAGCGUGGGUAGGAGGGGACGGGAACCACGCGCGAGCCUGUAUCUAGUUGGUCUAAGAAUGACGCUCAGGCCCGUGGAGCAAGUGGGUCCAAACCCUGAGAAGGUGACCUCGGCCUUCUGGCUGCACCUCGCUUCCCAGCCCCUAAGAAUGCCACACAGGAAACAACCACAUGUCGGCCCCUUUUAACUGAUCAAAGAAGGAGUGCAUCUUUGACCGACAGUGGUAGUAACUAUAUGUAUAUUUGUGUGUGUGUGUGUGUGUGUGUUGUUCAGAACUAUUUAAGGAAACUGGAAUUUUAAAGUUACUUUUAUACAAACCAAGAAUAUAUGCUGCAGAUAUAAGUAAGACAGAAUCUCGUCCUACAUCUCUAGUCACUAUGAAUGUACUUUGUAUGCUAUCUUCAUAUAAUAAAAUUAACUUACAAAAACAUCCAUAUAUUUUCUAUUUUUCGUAUAAAUGAAAAAAGGGGUCUUGGUUUCCCUGGGCGGGGGAGUGGACAGGUGUUCUGGGAGAGCCCAUGAAAUGCCAAUUACUAAUCCAGCACAAGAAACAGAAAGCAAGCGCCACUAAAGAUGGGGCACAGAGUGUCUACCAGCCCACAGAGUGGCUGCUCUAAACAAUCGAGACACUGCGAACAGUAAAUCAACAUCAAAAUCUAAAAUGAAUACGACCA
Messenger RNA from Balaenoptera musculus (blue whale), 7211 nucleotides. RefSeq names its product fms related receptor tyrosine kinase 1 (gene FLT1). Gene Ontology annotation, biological process: positive regulation of angiogenesis; vascular endothelial growth factor receptor signaling pathway; protein phosphorylation. The coding region runs from base 293 to 4345 and encodes 1350 amino acids. Gene Ontology annotation, cellular component: signaling receptor complex; plasma membrane. NCBI's taxonomy places the organism in Eukaryota, Metazoa, Chordata, Mammalia, Artiodactyla, Balaenopteridae. The record is from RefSeq and is a predicted model, not a curated record. Gene Ontology annotation, molecular function: vascular endothelial growth factor receptor activity; ATP binding. The transcript has 30 exons.